AUGGCUGCUUCUGAAGAGGACAACCAUUCUUCCGAAGUCCAAGUCAAUGGCUCCGAAAAUGCCGAACAGUCUGCAAACGGAGAUGCGCCAACCGCUGCUGAAAUGGAAGCCGCAGAUGGAGAGCAAAACGGUGAAACUGUCUUUGAGCUGAAUGUUACUCUACCCUAUGAGCCCAAACAAGUUAAGAUUAUGGUCUCUUCGCAAGAGGCUAUCCACGACGUUCGGCAAUCCAUUAUUGAGCUCCCCGGCACCUUUCAGUACUCUUGUUUCCACCUCGAACAUCAAGGCAAACGAAUCAACGACUUUAUACAACUUUCCGAGGUUGAUGGUCUAGUUGCGGACCCAAAACUUACUCUGAUCCAAGAUCCAUACACUGAGAAGGAGGCUAGAUUGCAUGUUGUGAGAAUUAGGGAAAUCAUUGGAGCUGCUGGCGACCGAACUGAUACCUUGCAUGGAAUCCUGUCGGGUGCCUCAUUAUUCGAUUCCGUAAACGCAGCUGCGAAGGAGUCCGAAGCCACCACUUCGGACGAGGCUUCAGAUGUCGCUGGAUAUGACUUCGAAGCACCUGGCAAAUUGACGAGUCUGCUCCCUGCGACCCAGGAGCCUCUACCCAAAACCAUAAAGUCGAUUUCAGUUUCACCCUGGAAUCCUCCUCCGUAUCAUCUUAGACAAAAAGGUCACCUCCUCUACCUCCUUCUGACCACCAACGAGGGAGAGCAACAUCACAUCACAUCCCACGUCUCUGGCUUCUAUGUCAACAAAUCAUCGAAUGCGAAAUUCGACCCAGCUCCUCGCCAAGCCCCAAAAGCGCACUCUGCGCAUUCUCUCCUGACAUUGAUUGGUGAGCUAUCUGGCUCUUUUCAAACUUCGUUUGAUGCUCUCCUUGAUUCGGGGAACAACAAAGAGCCUCUGGCGACUUUCCAAAUCACGAAUGCUGUUCCAGCUAGUCCAUGGAUCGUGCCCAGCACAUCAUCGCCUCUCGUGAACCACCAGAGUGACAUAACUCGAACCCAGGAGCCGUAUCUCAUUGCCGGCAUUGAAAAUGCCGACACUCUUCGUGAUUGGAAUGAAGAGUUUCAAUCGACCCGCGAACUUCCAAAGGAUAACGUUCACGAUCGCGUCUUCCGUGAACGUCUCACUUCCAAGCUCUUUGCGGACUAUAACGAUACCGCAGCCCGCGGCGCAGUUCUAGUCGCUCGAGGCGAAGUUGCACCACUAAACCCCACUGAAGGCCGUGAUGCUCAGAUAUUUGUUUACCACAAUGUGUUUUUCUCUUUUGGUGCCGAUGGAGUCGGUACUUUUGCUUCUGAGGGUGGUGAUGAAGCUGCUAGAGUGGCUACCGGCAAAGACGUGAUGGGUGUUCGUAUGGUCAACCAGUUGGAUAUCGACGGCUUAUUCACUCCUGGGACUGUGGUGGUGGACUACCUUGGUAAGCGUAUUGUCGGCCAGAGUAUUGUCCCUGGUAUCUUCAAACAGCGUGACCCUGGAGAAAACCAGAUUGAUUACGGGGCGGUCGAUGGCAAGGAUGUUGUGGCAGACAAUGAGCAAUUCGUUCCUGCGUUUGAAAAAUUGUCCAAAUCCUUACGGGUCAAGAAGCAUGCUGUCUGGGACAAGGACGGAAAGCGUCAUGAGCUCGAAGGAAGUGUUGAGACAAAGGGGCUCUUGGGCACGGAUGGAAGGAAGUAUGUUCUGGAUCUAUACAGAAUUACCCCACUGGACAUUUCUUGGAUGGAAGAAUUCGGCACAGCCAUCUCUAGUCCCGAAUCGAACAACGAGGAAGGAGCCUAUCCUCAUAGAAUGACAGUGCUCAGGCCUGAACUGAUAGACGCCUACUGGAAAGUCAAGUUGCGGGAUUGGGUCAAUGUACAGGUUGACUCGAAGCGCCAAGCCCACAAAUCCGCCUCGGAUACAACGAAAAACAUCGAGAAUGGUUCCGAGACAACACCAGAAGCUACAGAGUCCAAAGAUGAGACUGAAGGGGCCGAAGUAGCAGAAAAUGAGACCACAAAACCUGUGGAGGAAAACAAGGAUAGGAUUGAUGUCUCUGAUUUUGAUUUCCGAUUGAAUCCUGAUGCUUUCAGUGGUCAGACUCCUCAGACAGAUGAAGAAAAGGCGGAGAUGGAGAAGGACGAGGAAGAAGUCAAACUUGCCUGCAAAUUCCUCCGAGAGACCGUUCUUCCCGAGCUCAUCCAUGAUCUAAAGGAGGGCGAUGUUGGCUAUCCAAUGGACGGUCAAUCCUUUAGCCGCCUAUUGCACAAGCGUGGAAUCAACAUUAGAUACAUCGGAAAGGUCGCUGAGCUUGCUGAUGGUAAGCGAUUGGAAUCCGUCCGCAGCCUCGCAAUUCAGGAAAUGGUAUCCAGAGCUUUCAAGCACGUUGCAGGAAAGUACUUGCGGUAUCUACCCAUACCGUUGACAGGAUCCUGCAUUGCGCACCUCCUCAAUUGUCUCCUUGGGGCUGGAUUAAACCCAAAACCAACGGCUGACAUUGAUGCAAGCCUAGCUUCCUUGUAUUCGGAUGCCGAUCUGGCGUUUGAAAAAGUGACACCCGGAAGCUUGCGAGCGGAAAUAGCGAACCAGGUUCUCCGACGUUAUCAAUACACCGUUGAUCCUUCGUGGGCGUCCAACAUUAAGCCCGUACAGUUACUUCGCGAAGUAUCCUUGAAACUUGGACUCCAGGUUGAGUUGAAAGAGUAUCGAUUCUCGGCAGACCAGAAGCCCGUGGACCAGGCUGUGCCUGCUACGAAUGGGUCAAGUCCCAAAGAAAAUGGUGCAAACGGUCACAGCACCAGCAACAAAAAGAAAAAGAAGACUCGUGACGGGUCUCCUGCAGCCGUCGCCGCUACCCGUGCACCACAUACAUUUGUUCCAGAAGACAUCCAAAACGUGGUUCCAGUCAUAAAGGAAGCUUCCCCACGAAGUUCUCUCGCCGAGGAAGCACUUGAAGCGGGUCGCAUAUCCAUACUGCAAGGACAAAAGAAAUUAGGCCAAGAACUGCUCCUUGAGUCUCUUUCCCUGCACGAGCAGAUCUACGGUAUUAUUCAUCCCGAGGUGGCUCGAGUCUACAACCAACUGUCUAUGAUGUACUAUCAAUUGGAUGAGAAAGACGCUGCGGUCGAACUUGCCCGCAAAGCAGUAAUCGUCUCAGAGAGAACCCUUGGUGUGGACAACGCUGAGACGUUGCUCAGCUACCUCAACCUGGGACUUUUCUGCCACGGUAGUGGCGAGUCUAAGCUUGCGUUGAGCUACGUAAAGCAUGCUCUAGAGCUGUGGAAGGUCAUCUAUGGUCCUAAUCACCCGGAUUCUAUUACAACGCUCAACAACGCCGCAGUCAUGCUUCAAAAUAUCAAGGAAUAUCACCAGUCCCGCAUAUGGUUCGAGGCAUCUCUUAAAAUUUGUGAGGAUGUGUACGGCAAGAACUCAAUCAAUUGCGCAACUCUACUCUUCCAACUGGCACAAGCACUCGCAUUGGAACAGGAAGCUAAGCCAUCCGUCAACCGGAUGCGAGAAUCCUAUAAUAUUUUCCUUAGUGAGCUUGGUCCCGAGGACAAGAACACUAAGGAGGCCGAGAACUGGCUCGAACAGCUAACCCACAACGCUGUUGCUCUCGCCAAGCAUGCUAAAGAUGUACAAGCCAGACAGCAGCGUAUCGGUUUCAGAGUCUCACCUCGUGUAACACUUGGGCAAACACACCCACAACCGCCUGUCGGGCAGACAGCUCAAGCAGCAUCGGGCCGUGACCCGGCUAACGCCCGAGGACUCGAUUCCCGAACUAUCGAUGAACUCGUUCGAUUCAUCGAAGGUACUGAUGCAAAGGCAAAAUCGAAAAAGCGAACCGCUCGCAACCCGAAGAGACGAGGCAAUUCUACUUCGGCUUAG
This is a messenger RNA of Glarea lozoyensis ATCC 20868, 3876 nucleotides long. RefSeq lists its product as uncharacterized. The transcript is spliced from 3 exons. NCBI's taxonomy places the organism in Eukaryota, Fungi, Ascomycota, Leotiomycetes, Helotiales, Helotiaceae. The coding region runs from base 1 to 3876 and encodes 1291 amino acids. The record is from RefSeq and is a predicted model, not a curated record. Gene Ontology annotation, molecular function: protein binding; mRNA binding. Gene Ontology annotation, cellular component: cytoplasm. Gene Ontology annotation, biological process: intracellular distribution of mitochondria.